AAAAAUUAAUAAAUAAAUAAAUAAUUUAAAUAGCUAAUAUCUACUUUCUUUAAAUUGAUGAAUAUGCAUUUAACUAAUAUAGUAAUUAUUUUUAUUGUUUUAAUAAUAUAUUCUACUUAAGCGUAAAGAGCUAAUGAUUGCUUAAAGUAAGGAUUCUAACAAUGUCUUGAUAACUUAGGAUAAUGUACAUCUGAUUUAAAUUCCUGCUCAUAGAAUUGCAACAUAUCUGAUGAGUGCGAGGAGUCAUGUUGUUUGGAUGGAUAUUGCUUAAAAUAAGAAUUAUGUUAAACUAAUAUCUCUUCUGACUAGCGUAGAGAUGCGUAACUCUCUAAAAAAACUUAAAAAUUUAGCUUAAAUAAAUUUUUAGAACAUCUUCAACCAUUUUUUUUUGCUGUAAUUUGUCUUUCACCAAUAUUUUGCUAUGCCUAUUGUAAAUUUAGAAGCACUAUUUAAACAACUGUCAUUUAAUAUGAAGGAGAAAUCCUCAAUACUGAAAACGAAUAACAAGUUUAAGAGAAGUCAGGUUAACCACUUAGUUAAUGGCAGAAAUAAAAAUAAGAAAAUUAAUAGUAAGAGCAACUAGAAUCUGUUUCUACACAAGAAGAUAGUAAGUAGCUUCCACAAAAAUAGUUAGAUAAGUCAAAUAUCUAAGGUUUUUCAUUAGAUUGUUCACAUUUUAAUGCCAGUGUAUUCUAGCAUGACUACGAAAAGUAAAUAUGUGGAGAUACUACUUUUUGCAAGAUAAAUUAAUAAUGA
Messenger RNA from Tetrahymena thermophila SB210, 756 nucleotides. Its product is annotated as transmembrane protein, putative. The transcript has a single exon. NCBI's taxonomy places the organism in Eukaryota, Ciliophora, Oligohymenophorea, Hymenostomatida, Tetrahymenidae. The record is from RefSeq and is a predicted model, not a curated record.